AUGAGUCCCUUAAAGCAACACAUAGUGCCUCCGAAAGUCGAAGCAAGGUCUUUCCUCACUAUAACCAAUUCAGAGUUUGUGGCAGAUGCGAAAACUUCACAAGAGUUAAAUGCUAUGGUUGUGAAAACAAUGGUACCUGCGGCCAAGGAGAACACAGUUACACCAAUCCCUCAGAAAAUUCAACCAUUGUUGGAGGAAUUCCAAGAGCUUACUGCUGACAAGUUGCCAGAUGAACUUCCACCCAUAAGGGACAUUCAACAUCAGAUUAAUUUCAUACCAGAAGCAAGUUUGCCAAACCUAUCACACUAUAGAAUGAGUCCAAAAGAGAGUGAGAUCCGGCGAGAGAAAGUCAAAGAAUUACUGCGAAAGGGACAUAUUCGUGAAAGCCUAAAUCCAUGUGCUAUUCCAGCAUUAUUAACGCCAAAGAAAGAUGGAAGUUGGCGAAUGUGUAUAGGCAGCCGAGCCAUUAACAAGAUUACCAUCAAGUAUAGAUUUCUCAUUCCCCGACUAGAUGAUAUGUUGGACAUGCUGGAAUCAGUGGUUUUCAAAGAUCAAUCUGCGAACACCUUUAUGCGAGUUAUGCAUCAGGUAUUACGACUUUUCACUGGGAAAUUUGUCGUGAUUUAUUUUGAUGACAUCUUAAUCUACAGUAAAUCAGAGGAGGACUACAUGGCCCAUUUACGGGAGGUGUUGACAGCACUGGAGGUAGAGCGUGAUGUUAAUGGUGUGGACAUUAGGGCUGUCCUAUCUCAAGAACAUAAACCAGUGGCCUUUUUCAGCGAAAAAUUAAGUGAAGCUCGGCAAAAGUGGAGCACUAAUGACCAAGAAUUUUAUGCAGUGGUUCGAGCUUUGAAGCAUUGGGAACAUUACCUGAUACAGAGAGAGUUUGUGUUGUAUACUGAUCAUCAAGCCUUAAAGUUUAUCAACAGCCAGAAGCACCUGGAUAACAUGCAUGUAAGAUGGUCUACUUUCCUUCGGAAAUUUCCUUUUACUAUUCGCCACAAAUCAGGGGUUUUGAAUCGAGUUGCGGAUGCCUUGAGUCGACGGGCUAGUUUAUUAGUCACGUUGACACAUGAGAUUGUGGAGUUUGAGUUCCUAAAAGAACUUUAUCCUGAUGAUGAUGGCUUCAAGGAGAUAUGGGCAAAGUGUAUUCAAAGGCAACCAGUCACUGAUUUCCACAUCACUGAUGCCUAUCUAUUUCGAAGAAAUCGCUUAUGCAUUCCCCGUACCUCUUUGUGA
Messenger RNA from Camellia sinensis, 1239 nucleotides. The record is from RefSeq and is a predicted model, not a curated record. NCBI's taxonomy places the organism in Eukaryota, Viridiplantae, Streptophyta, Magnoliopsida, Ericales, Theaceae.